GGGAGCCGGGCGGGCGCCGUUGCGGCUGCGAGGGGCGGGCGCGGCUGCGCUGACGUCACACUGGGACGUCCCAGCGCUGUCGCAUCCCCCGCUGCGAGGUGUGAGAAGCCGUGCGUGGGCAAGGUUGAAAGCGUUCUUGCCCCUCCCUCGUUACUCAGUGCGGAGGGAGGCAGCCCGGAAUCCUUACGGUGGAGCCGAGCAGCUAUGGACCCUGGAAAUGUCAACAUUGGAAAUUACUCACAGAAUGUACUAACUCAGCCAGUUGACACCAGCAUUUCUUCCUUCAGACAAUUUGAACCCCUUUGCAAAUUUCAUCAGACAGAAGCAUUUAAUAAUGAAAUGGUAACAUUUCAAAAUCUGACAGAAGGCUUAUCUUAUACAGAGGAGCCAGAAUUGCAACGUCAUGUAUAUAAUUAUGCAGAAGACACCAAUAUACAGGAAGAUUCAUUUAAGGAAGAAAAUCCAAAGAGAACUAGCACUUCCACAAAUAAAGAUCAACUUGUUCUUAAGUGUGUCAGACAACCUCCUAGAAGGCCACCUCUAAUCCACUGCAGUGGAGAGAUGCUGAAAUUCAUGGAAAUGUCACUGGCUAAUAGUACUGCCAUGGAAUCUGCCCUCAACCCUAGUCAACCUCAAGGCUUCUUGUGUGAGGAAAAUUUACACAGUGAUGUUGAACAAGCACUUUAUAAGGAGAAUAGCUUUGACCUGCUUGACCUGAGAGCUAAUUAUAAAACAGAGGAGAUUGCAGGUUCUUCAAAAGAAAUACAGAAUUCUACGGAUAUUCCUGAGAUGUCAGUCAGGCACCGAAAGGAAGUCGCAGUGGAGGGGAGGGAGAGUCCAGAGAUUGUCUCAACUUGGUCUCCGACAGGCAUUUCUUGGAGUGGUGGAGCAUCUCUGGAGGACUGCAUGACACCCGACAGACAGCAGAGCUUGGAAAGCUCACAACCUCUGGAAGAGGACAUGGCUUUAAACGAAGUCCUACGAAAAUUAAAAUGUACUAACAAAGAACAGCAAACUCUGAUCCAAGACCUACAGCGUAGUAACAUGUAUUUAGAGAAGAAGGUUGAAGAACUGCAGAUGAAGACAACUAAACAGCACGUGUUCGUGGACAUCAUCAAUAAGCUAAAGGAGAAUGUUGAAGAAUUAAUUGAAGACAAAUACAGAGUAAUGCUAGAGAAGAAUGAUACACAGAAGACUUUGCAGGAUUUGCAUGAGAUUUUAGUUAACACCCAAAAACAUCUUCAGGAAUCCAGGAAUGAAAAGGAAACCUUACAGCUAGAGUUUAAGAAGAUCAAGGGCAAUUAUGUUAGUCUACAGGAAAGGUACAUGACUGAAAUGCAACAAAAAAAUAAAGCUGCAAGUCAGUGCAUGGAGACGGACAGAGCCUUAAGCAAGAAAGAAGAAGAGGUAGAGAGGCUGCAGCAACUCAAAGGAGAACUGGAAAAGGCCACCACUUCUGCCCUGGACUUGUUGAAAAAGGAAAAAGAGACCAGAGAACAAGAGUUCCUGUCUUUACAGGAGGAAUUUCAGAAACGUGAAAAGGAAAACCUGGGUGAAAGACAGAAACUGAAAUCUAGACUUGAGAAAUUGGUCGCUCAGGUUCAAAAUUUGCAGUUCAUAUCCAAUAAUGAAAAGGCUAAGAAUACAGAACUCCAGCAGCAGAUCAACAAAGUAAAAAAUGAAAACUCAAAACUUCAGCAGCAGGUUGCAAGGAGUGAGGAGCAAAAUUAUGUCCCUAAAUGUGAGAUAGCUCAACUCAAGGAGAACUUAGAGGAAGGAAUAGAGUCAGAGAUGGCAAAGGUCCAUUUUCCCAAAGUGUGUUCCGGGAGUAUCUUUGAGGUCAAAAGCAUUUUCAUGGAUGCAAAGAUGAUACAUUCUAAUUUGUUCCUGAAUCACUCACCUUGUGAAGGAGAGAGCCCGAAUCCCCCAGAUGUGAAAAGAACUUCGCAGCUGACCUCCAAAAUUCGCAGUCUUCUGGCUCUGAUGGUACGACUUCUCAUGUGCCAGGACAUCACCAAUCCCGAUGCUGAACAUUUCAAAGAGAAUGAGAAAGUUAGUGAUAUCAUGCUACAAAAAUUGAAGAGUUUUCAUCUUAAGAAGAAAAAGUUAGAUAAAGAGCUACUGAAACAUAAAGACAGAAUCACAGCUUUCAGAGAGUUAAUUGCUAAUGAAAAAUUAUUUCAAGAUCAGGUUACUGAGGUUACAGACUUUGAUUCAAAUGAAGCCAAGAAUGUCGGAGAGGUACCCGUCUUACUGGGAGCCAAACUGGAUCAGUACCACAACCUGAACGAAGAGCUUGAUUUCUUGAUUGCAAAAUUGGGAAAUCUUCUAGAGUUAAAAGAAGACCACUGCAGCAGACUCAUUGAAGAAAAUGACAAGUAUCAAAGACAUUUAGGCAACUUAAUAAAUAAGGUUACAUCAUACGAAGAAAUUAUCGAAUGUGCUGACCGAAGGCUCAUGAUAUCGAACUCCCAGAUUGCACAUUUAGAAGAGAGAAAUAAACAUUUGGAAGAUUUAAUUAGAAGGCCCAGAGAGAGAGCCAGAAAACCAAGACUGAGAAGUCAUCCGAAGCCCGUGACCGUGGUAGGUCAUACUGAUGAUCAUGAUAAAGAAUGCUAUAUUCCCAUGUGAUUGUCAAUUUACACAAAAUUAAAUAUGAGUUCCUAAAGUUAUGUCUCAGUAAUGU
Physeter macrocephalus (sperm whale) is the source of this 2686-nucleotide messenger RNA. RefSeq names its product cancer antigen 1 (gene CAGE1). The record is from RefSeq and is a predicted model, not a curated record. The transcript is spliced from 12 exons. NCBI's taxonomy places the organism in Eukaryota, Metazoa, Chordata, Mammalia, Artiodactyla, Physeteridae. Bases 205 to 2631 code for a protein of 808 amino acids.